AUGGCCAUCGCAGCAACAGUCCCCAGCUCUACCUCCCCGGCGGACGUUAAAGGGCAGCUCCCUAGGAAGCCUUUGGGAAGGCCAGUUCUCCAGCUGAGAGCUCCAAGCUCCAGACAUCUCAGUAUCGGCUCGGAGUUGAAAAGCCCCAUAAGCGCCAUCUCGCCUCUCAAUGCCUCCGACUUGAGGAGUCCUCUUAGCCCUCUCAGACAAAUGCGCCUCGACUUUGCCGACUUCGAGGUCGGCUCGCCGGUUGACCCAGUCGACUUGUCCGGUACUGAUCAAGUUUUGAUGAGCCCUGCCAGUUCCACAAACACACGGAGCCCUUUCAGUGCCUUUAAAGAUCCUCUUCGUAAUUCUGGCCUUAACGAGGUAACAGGCAAUAUUUCCAAGGAUGAAUGUGCUACCACGGGGAAUCUUCCUACACCUCCUAUUGAUCAGACAACUGAGCAGGUUGCCCACAAGGUCUUGGACGUUCUCGAGGUCUUUGGAAGGCACAUCAUUCCCGAAGGCCAGGAGAAUCACGAGUGGCUUGGACGCAAAAUGUUCCACCCUCGCGUAGAAGAGUACAUCAAGAAGAACGAGUCGGUCAAGAUGAUCAUCCCUGCCUUUCCUUGGAAGAGCAUCAACCGAACCGACAAGGUGACCGGUGCUCUUCCUGACCUCGGAGAGGAGCUGGCUCUUGCCAGGUUGAAUGAUUUGUGCGUGGAGAUCGGCAAGGUCUACACUCACGGCGCGGAGGUUCAUAUCGCCACUGACGGGCUCGUAUUCAACGAUGUCGUCGGCAUCUCAGAUGACGAGACUUGGGAGUACGGCGCCGCUCUCAUGGACAUGGCUGCUCAAAAGGGCUACACCGGCAUCAAGCUUCUCCGUGUCAUGGACUUCCUCGGGCUGACCAAGGAAGACGAACCUCUCACCAAGGAGAAGUACAUGGAGCUCGUCGCCGAGAGCCGCGCGACGCUCGAGGCGCAGUUCGGCGACCCGGACAAGGACGUCCGCGCCAUGAUUGACACCGACAACGACACCCUUAUGACAUACCGCGGCUUCAUCCGCUUCCUCGAGACGGACCUCCGCAACAGCCCUGUCGCGGCGCACGCCAAGUCCGGCCACAAGUACCGCAAAAUCGUCAAGGAAGUUGCCAUGAAGAUGAUGAUGCGCGCCGAGUCUUUCACAAAGAUCAUUCUCGCCACUUGCCCCGAUCACGUCCGGCUGUCCAUCCACCCCUCCAGCGGUGCAGUCAAACUUUCCAUGCCGCUGCUGGAAGAGAAGCACAACCCGGACGGCUUCCCUCGCACCCCCUGGCACAGCUCCAUCGCUGUCUCGCUGGACGGCGGCUACCGUUCCCUGCACGCCAAGGAUGUCCGUGAUACUCACGACCUGGUCAUGAAGGACGGCCGUCCUUGGUGCUUCCGCGAGAAGUCCGAGCUCUUCGACCUCGGCAAGGACGUCGAGAUUGAACAUCUCUACCCCACUGGUAUCAAAGUCCGCCCUCGUACUCACCAUGAGGAAGACGUCAAGCUCGACGAGGCGGCGCGUGAGAAGCUGGUCAAGCUUGCUAAGCUGCAACCUGUCAAGGUUGUUGGCUUUGAGAGCGCGCCCGAAUUUAUUGUUGAGGGCCAGGAUUAA
Messenger RNA from Colletotrichum navitas, 1623 nucleotides. RefSeq names its product pyoverdine/dityrosine biosynthesis protein. NCBI's taxonomy places the organism in Eukaryota, Fungi, Ascomycota, Sordariomycetes, Glomerellales, Glomerellaceae. The record is from RefSeq and is a predicted model, not a curated record. The transcript has 3 exons. The coding region runs from base 1 to 1623 and encodes 540 amino acids.